Molecule: messenger RNA, 690 nt
Organism: Didymodactylos carnosus
Lineage: Eukaryota; Metazoa; Rotifera; Eurotatoria; Philodinida; Philodinidae
Source: the annotation of a GenBank genome assembly
AUGGUUAUGACUUUGUACACGAGUAGUAGUGAUCUCGAAGAUGAAUUAAAUAUGAAUGGUGCACGAAAGGUUGCCAAAACGUAUGUUGAGAAAAAACGUCGUGAUCGUAUAAAUCGUAGUUUGGAUGAAUUAAAAGAUUUAUUAGCUUGUCAUUACGAUCGAGCACGAUAUCAAAAAUUAGAAAAAGCAGAAAUAUUAGAAAUGUGCGUCGAUUUUGUUAAACAAAUCAAUAGUCGUUUGAAUUCAAUGAAACGGAAUUAUGAAUUGGGUUAUCAACGUUGUACAAAUGAAAUUUCAAAUUUUUUGAUGAGUGUUCCUGGCAUGACACCCGUACAACGACAACGAUUACUUUCGCAGUUACGAUCGAGUACUACACACCGUUUUAGUCCAUAUGAACAACGUCCUACAACAACAACAACAACAACAAAUCACCAUUUUCAACAACUGCCACACGAAACAGUCAUAAAUGAUUGGCUAAACAGAUGUGGUGGUAUCCAAGAAACAAAACUAGCCUCACCGUCACCAUAUUCAACAAUGUCGACAUCCACAUCAUCAUCAAAUGAUUUAUGUAAAACUGAACGAUCAAUUUCAUCGAGUCCCUCAGACUUAGAGAAUUCAUUACACGAUGAACUAUCAUGUGUCGUUCCGAAAAGUCCGAAUAGCGCAAAAUAUGUUUGGCGACCUUGGUGA